Messenger RNA from Coregonus sp. 'balchen', 9021 nucleotides. The record is from the annotation of a GenBank genome assembly. Lineage: Eukaryota; Metazoa; Chordata; Actinopteri; Salmoniformes; Salmonidae.
AUGUUUAUGACUAACACACAAUUCUUCUUUAAUCCAUAUUACCAGAGGUGUCAAGAUGAUGUGAGCUCUAGAAUGCCUGCCGUUAAAGACCUGGUCCCCAUUCUCCACAACCAGUCAGAGUACAUCCAGCACCUGGAGGCUGAGGUCAAGUUCUGCAAGGUCUGUCUGUCUGAUGAGCCCACCUCAGUCUCGCUACCACUGACUCUCAUUAAAGUUCUUACUCAAUUUGUUCACCAAUGGAUAUUCAUUACAUGUAAUGAAUUAUAGUGGUAGAUGUCCAUCUUGCUGGACAUUUAUAACCCACAACUGUGUGUAUGUCUGUGUAUCUGUUGUUGUUUGUGACUGUGCGUUGUUGUUGUUGGCAGGAGGAGCUUCUGGGGAUGAAACAGAGGAUAAGGGUGGUGGUGGUAGAGAAUGAGAAACUACAUAGAGAGAUCAAGUCCAAAAUGGGGGAAGAAACCCUGAAAGACUACACUCUCUUAGAUGGCACGGUAAUGUGUUUUCACAAUGAUGGUUCUGCGUUAAAAUUCCAUUCUGGAGAUAAGCAAAGUGCAGACACGACAGAAUAAACAAUUUUUCAUGAUUGUAUUCUCUCCUAGGUGAAUUCCGAGCCGUCCAGAGCAGACAAUUCUCAAAGAACAGCAUUUAUACCAGCUCACAGUGUCUUUCAACAAGCAGAGGAACACAAGUGGAAGAAAGAACUGGUAGGCCUGUAUGACUAUGGUCACCUCUCUCCUUCCAUACUGAGUACUGCAGCUGACAGAAUUUCUACAUGUAAAUAAAGCUUUUAGUACCCUAGGUUUUACAUUUUUAAAUUACUUGAGAGUAAUGUUGACAGCUAAUCUCCUCUCCAACAUCACAUUUUCAUCUUGGCCUCAGGAGCAGCUCAAAUCCCUCUAUCUAGCCCAGACAGAGACACUGGAAGCUCAAGUAAGGUCACUGAAGUAAGUGAACUGUAGGACUUUACAGAUCAGCAUUAAUUCACAGAGAUCUUGCAUAUCUGAUUAAUCAGGGUUUAAUUUUUCAUCAGCGUCUAUUCGUGCAUUCUGUUUUUCCUGAUAUUCUAUGUUGUUUUGAUCACCUCCAUUCAGGAAGGACCUGGCCAGCAGUCAGAAGGAGUGUGAAGAAGUCAAAGGUCGUCUGAGACAUAAGGAAGCGAUGGCAGCGGCGGGCAGUGCCAAGCAGUGCGUAGGCGGCCUCUGUCUGAAGUGUGCCCAGAAUGAGGCCGUGCUGGCAGAGACACACUCCAACAUGCACAUCCAGGCCAUUGAGAGACUCACCAAGUCAGUGAUCAUGCAUUUUUCUCCUUUUCUCCUGAUGUUUUGUCCUUUAUUGAUUAGAGAGUAGUUGGGUUCCUUCAAGGUCUCUUCCCCCUCAUACCACCAAACUACCAAGGGCCAUUUUUCCUAUCCAGUACGCCUAAGGCUUUGCCAUUGAUCACACUUUAUUUAUUCCCUUGUUCAUUGGUUGGUCAGUGCCUCUGAGCUAUGUCAAAGGAAGAAUGUUCACAUUGAGAUGUCAUCUCAAUCAAUCCAGUUGGCAUAUUCUGACAAAGCAAUCAAUUUUCCAUCCCCUUUAGCAAGGUUGUCAGUAAUUCAGUCUCCAUGUCAAUCACAAAUGACAAAUCUGGCUUUGAUAGGGCAUGGCAUGUCUACAAGUGACAAUGUGAUAAUUAGUAUCCUUACACCAGAAUGAUUAUUGAUGAACAGAGCUUUUAUUUGCCCACAAUGAAAUGAAAAUGUGUGUGUGCGUGUCCCACAGAGAGCGUGAUGAGCUGAUGAGUGUGCUGUGCUCUUUGAGGGCCAGUCAGAGUGAGGCCCAGCAGAGGGAGUGGGCAGCCUACCAGCAGGUCAAACAGGCUGUAGAGAUGGCUGAGGAGGCCAACCUGGAGAAGACCAGGGUGAGUUAGACAACCACUCACUCACGGAGCAUUACUGAGCAACAGUGACCUCUACUGGUCAGGCUGCUCAACUACACACUUUAAUGGCUUGGACCCAGGCCCCCAGUGUCUGGUCUGGAGCGUGAAGUCACAAGCUCUGCCAAAAGCCCUGGUCUGCCCUAGAAAGCCUAUGUAAAUUAUGAUCGCCAGAACAAACCCCAAAAAUAUUGACGGACGUUUUUAGGCUCUAAAAUGUGUUUAUUAUGAUCAAGUUUGAUCCCCACUGUGAAUUAUUUUAAAGUUUGCUACAAAUCGAGAUAUUUAAUGAAAUAGUCAUCCAUUCUGACUACUACAUUUGUCGAACACAGGACCACAUGCUGAAACAGACCAAUCAUGGGCCAGCAGGCUACGAGGAGGCUCCAUAGACAUUAAGGUUGACUCUCAGUCAGGAUGAAAACGACUACAUCGACCAUGAUCCUUUGCUAGUUAUGGCCACUUUCACCAUGUUACUUAGCUAUGUUUUGGGUGCCAUUGAGCAAUAUGGCACACUUCAAAUUCAAAUACUUCCGGCUUCAUGCGCCAUACGUGGAUGACGUCAGCGUUAUCACUAUCUACUGGUUUUAAUGUCUUUGCUUGGACCCUUUUGUAGGUGAUUAGUCUCUCUAGACAUCCGGGUUGCCUCCCUCAAUGUUCCAAUGUUUGUACAUAACACGUCUGUACAUAAUAGAACAUCAGUUUGGCAUAGAGGGACUACGUCACUGGCUACGCACUACCUUAUCUGCUUGAAUAAAAUACCAAAUAGUAGCUAGCAAGAUGGAGAUCACAGAGGUUAUUUUUAAUCACUGCAUUUCACAAGUGGCUAGUUUGCAUCAACUACCUUCACUAAAACCACUUUCGUUUAGAAUCGCGACGUUCUGGCAUGUCUUCCUUUUUUUCCCUUAUCAGACUGACCAAGAGAGUCUGUCAUAUCUAGCAGACUCUAGUCACUGCUGUUGCCUAGGGUCGGCUUUUCGAGACUAGUACAGUACCUGAUUAGAACUAUAAACUCUAUUUUACAAUAGUGAAUCUGAAAGGUUUAUAUGAUGCCGUACAUGUUUUCAAGAUAUAGAAGUGGUAAAAAUAAGAAAGGUAUUUUUUUUGUAAGACACUUGAAAUUCAUUUUUUGCUGUAUCCUCCUCCCUUUGACCCUUGUGUGUACCCGUCCGUGUCUGUACUGGUUUUGUCCUUCCUACAGGCGGUGGUGCAGUGUGAGGCAUUUGCCAGGGAGCUGGCCAGACAGAGAGAGAGGCUGGAGACUGAGAUGGCUGCAGAGCAGGAGAAAAUCUCUGAGGCCAGAGAGGGGGCACGCAACGAGGCCCGCAAGGAGAAGGAGGAACUGGCCCAAACGGUCUGUCCGUCUGCCUUUUAAUCUUUCAUUAAAGCAAAUUGAGAUAUGUUAAACUUUCUCUAUUUAUCCUAGUCACUAAUUGAAUGUUUUAUUAAGGUAAUACAAUAGCACCAAGCAUAAAAUAUAUUGAAGAUGCAGUAUUUUAGUAUUUAAAAACAAUAUAUUUUCUACGUAACUACUGUGUAAUGUAAAAAAAAUGUAAAAUGUACAGUGCCUUCGGAAAGUAUUCAGACCCCUUGACUUUUUCCACAUUUUGUUACGUUACAACCUUAAUCUAAAAUUGAUUUUAAAAAUCCUCAGCAAUCUAUACACAAUACCCCAUAAUGACAAAGCGAAAACAGGUUUUUAGAAAAUGUUGCUAAUUUAUAAAAAGUAAAAUAAAAGAAAGACCUUAUUUACAUAAGUAUUCAGACCCUUUGCUAUGAGACACGAAAUUGAGCUCAGGUGCAUCCUGUUUCCAUUGAUCAUCCUUGAGAUGUUUCUACAACUUGAUUGGAGUCCACCUGUGGUAAAUUCAAUUGAUUGGACAUGAUUUGGAAAGGCACACACCUGUCUAUAUAAGGUCCCACAGUUGACAGUGCAUGUCAGAGCAAAAACCAAGCCAUGAGGUCGAAGGAAUUGUCCGUAGAACACAGAGACAGGAUUGUGUCAAGGCACAGAUCUGGGGAAGGGUACCAAAACAUUUCUGCAGCAUUGAAGGUCCCCAAGAACACAGUGGACUCCAUCAUUCUUAAAUGGAAGAAGUUUGGAACCACCAAGACUCUUCCUAGAGCUGGCAGCCCGGCCAAACUGAGCAAUUGGGGGAGAAGGGCCUUGGUUAGGGAGGUGACCAAGAACCCAAUGGUCACUCUGACAGAGCUCCAGAGUUCAUCUGUGGAGAUGGGAGAACCUUCCAGAAGGACAACCAUCUCUGCAGCACUCCACCAACCAGGCCUUUAUGGUGGAGUGGGCACACGGAAGCCACUCCUCAGUAAAAGGCACAUGACAGCCCGCUUGGAGUUUGCCAAAAGGCACCUAAAGACUUUCAGACCAUGAGAAACAAGAUUCUCUGGUCUGAUGAAACCAAGAUUAAACUCUUUGGCCUGAAUGCCAAAUGUCACGUCUGGAGGAUACCUUGCACCAUCCCUACGGUGAAGCAUGGUGGUGGCAGCAUCAUGCUGUGGGGAUGUCUUUCAGCGGCAGGGACUUGGAGACUAGUCAGGAUCGAGGCAAAGAUUAAUGGAGCAAAGUACAGAGAGAUCCUUGAUGAAAACCUGCUCCAGAGCGCUCAGGACCUCAGACUGGGGUGAAGGUUCACCUUCCAACAGGACAACGACCCGAAGCACACAGCCAAGACAACGCAGGAGGGGCUUCGGGACAAGUCUCUGAAUGUCCUUGAGUGGCCCAGCCAGCCCGAUCUAACAUCUCUGGAGAGACCUGAAAAUAGCUGUGCAGCAACGCUCCCCAUCCAACCUGACAGAGCUUGAGAGGAUCUGCAAAGAAUGGGAGAAAAUCCCCAGAUACAGGUGUGCUAAGCUUGUAGCGUCAUACCCAAGAAGACUCGAGGCUGUAAUCGCUGCCAAAGGUGCUUCAACAAAGUACUGAGUAAAGGGUCUGAAUACUUAUGUAAAUGUGAUAUUUCCGUUUUUUAAAUAUACUUUUUAGCAAACAUUUCUAAAACCUGUUUUUGCUUUGUCAUUAUGGGUUAUUGUGUGUAGAUUGAUGAGGAGAAAAACCAAUUUAAUCAAUUUUAGAAUUACAUUUACAUUUUAGUCAUUUAGCAGACGCUCUUAUCCAGAGCGACUUACAGUUAGUGAGUGCAUAUAUUUUUCAUACUGGCCCCCCGUGCGAAUCGAAAAGGCUGUAACGUAACAAAAUGUGGAAAAAGUCAAGGGGUCUGAAUACUUUCCAAAGGCACUGUAUAUGUAACAAAAAAGCUGUAAACAUUUAAAACAAAGUUACUUUUGUCCUCUGAAGAGGGGAUGGGACAAUACAAAAAUAAAAAAUGGCCAUUGUGCUCAUAUUUGCCACCAUCUAGUGGAAUAACUACACAAAUACACCCAUGCAAAACGUGUAGCGCGUUCUUCCAGACAGUAGGAUUUCAGUUUGAUCAAUUUGGUUGUCUCCACUCCCAGGUGGCCAGCCUGUCCCAGAGGGUAGCAGAGCUGGAGGGUCAACUAGCCAGGGGGGUCAGAGAGAGGGGCUCCCUGAGCACCCAGCUGGACGAGACCCUACUCAAACUCACAUCGCAGGAGCAGGACACCAGCAAGGUACUGGAGCCACCUUACUACUGUACGACACCUAGAGAGGUUCCAGGGUUUAGCCUGUUGGUGUAGUGGCUAACGUGUUGAACUGGCAGUUUCAGACACAGACACCGUACAUGCUACUGCAGUCCCUAGAGGAGAGAGAUUUCAGUAACGUCUUUGUAAUGCAUUUUAAAGCCACUGGGUGGCACCAAAGCCUUGUCUAUAUCAACAUUUUAUUUGGAAGCAUCAAGCGCUAACCAUUCCAGUUCUAGGAGGCAGUUGGGUCGUUCCACCUCAAAAAGCAAAAUAAAUAGUAUUUCAACACCAACCAUCUCAGAUUGUUCUGAAAUGGUUUCUGUUGUUAAAACAGAUUAGCAUUCCUGCAACAUUAUUGUGUUGAAAUAUAAUUUGAUCUCUGAGAAAUUAAGCUAAUUGAUUGCAUCCAAAUUGGCCCUUUUAAUUUAUAGGAUUCGUAUAAUAUUCAAUAAAUAUAGUACCUAAGUAUUUUCUAACAAUGAGUUAGACAUGAGGAAUCCAAAGAAAUGGUUAAAAGCCACCGGUGGACCCUCCCACACCCCAUGCCAACAACAAGUAUAUAAUAAUAAUAAUAAUAAUAUGCCAUUUAGCAGACGCUUUUAUCCAAAGCGACUUAGUCAUAGUAUAAGUUUUUCUUUGUUUGACAACUAUGGAGCUGCGGCUCAGAGUAUUGUUUCUUCAUCCUAUGUAAUGUAUUCCCAGUGAAUUUGGUGCAAUUCGUUUUUUUAUUGUUUUUCUACAGGACUUCAUAAACAACACAAAAACUAAGCGCCCACUAUACAAAACAUCCUUUAAGGUGAUCAACACACUGUAUGGUUUCCAAAUUCUGUCAAAUAUUUUUGUUUGUUGUUUAACUUUAUAAUAUACCAAAUCUAAAGGGAUGUAACUAGAUAGUUAAUUCCUCCUGUUUGUUAUUGAGGGUGAAUAUGAGACUUUCCAAUUGAUGGCUAUAUAUGUUUUUGCAGCAAUUAGACCUAUAUUGCAAAAAUGUAUCUGAUGUUGAUCACCAAUAUUUACAUUUCCCAACAGACAUUAUCGUGAGAUGGUAGGAUAUAAAUUCCUAGACACAAUGAAAUGAUAGCACAUACAUUAUCCCAAAAUGGUGUCAGUUCAUAUCAUAAGACCACAGCAUAUGUAAUAGGAUUCCUUUGUGCUUGUUGCUCCUCCAACAGAUGUGACAUUUCUGGGUGCAUUACAUGCAUUCUGGCAGGAAUGUAGUAAGUCCUAUGAAUGAUCUUAAAUUGCAUUAGUUUAUGUCUUUAGGUUUUAAGAGCAGGUAUGAGCAUUUUCACAUAUCUGUGACCAAUGGUUCCUUAUAGGUUCUGAACCAUCAGGUAGAAUUUCAGUCAACCCUUGAUAUAACUUGGCAAUCAACUUCUUUGGCAUGGAAACUUCUUUCAGUAUUUUUUCUAUGCUUAUUCUGUUGAAGCGAUUGAAUAAGAUUUCUGCGUUUUAGGAAAUUAAAGAAAUGGGCCUUGGAUAAUCCAAAUCUUUCUUUUAAUUGAUUCAAUGACAGUAGAGAUCAUCAUAGUACACAUGUUCAAAAUUCACGAUGCCACUUGAAGGUGUUGUCAUUUAACACUGGAGGUAAGGUGGGGUUAUUCCAAAUAGGGGUGCCUGGCGAUAUUGGUUCUUUCCACCUCAUGAAUUUAUGUACAUUUUCCCAAACACGAGGGCGGCAGGUAGCUUAGUGGUUAAGAGCGUUGUGCCAGUAACCGAAAGGUCGCUGGUUCUAAUCCCCAAGCCGACUAGGUGAAAAAUCUGUCGAUGUGCCCUUGAGCAAGGCACUUAACCCUAAUUGCUCCUGUAAGUCGCUCUGGAUAAGAGCGUCUGCUAAAUAACCAAUUAUUAUUAUUAUAUAUAUUAUUAUUAUAUUACGAAUGGGAUUGAGAAUCAUUGGAUUGUCUGUUUUUUUUCUUCCAUGCCUUGGACCUGAAGUAGUGAAUAUAUUUUAGAUCAUAAGGUAUUACGUUUAUGGCUUCAAUACUCCUCCAUGCACAAGGAUAGUCUGCUGUCCAUUGUUUAAGUGGACACAGUUGUGCAGCCCAAUAAUACAUCUUCAUAUGAGGUAGUCCAAGACCUCCAGCUUUAUAGUGUAAGUGUAGAACAGUCAAUUUGACUCUUAAGGUCUUUCCAUUCCAAAUAAAGUUGGAGAGCAGGCCAUUUAUUUUAUUAAAACAUCACCAAAUUCACUAAGAAUACAUUACAUAGUAUGAAGAAACAAUACUCAGAGCCACAGCUCCAGACUACUUGUCAGACAUAGAGAACUGAUAUUUUAUACUCGUUGUUGGGAUUGGCGUGGGGGGUCCGUGGGUGGCUUUUGACAAUUUCUUUGGAUUCCUCACCUCUUACUCAUUGUUAGAAAAAAGUUUGGUCCAAAUUAGAUAAUGGGUACUAUAUUAUAUGAAUCUUAUAAAUUAAAAUGGCCAAUUUGGGUGGAAUCAAUUAGCUUAAUUUCUCAGAGAUCAAAUUAUAUUUCAACAAAAUAAUGUUGCAGGAAUGCUAAUAUUAUCUGUUUCUAAUUACUGAAACGAUUUCAGAACAAUCUGAGAUGGCAGGUGUCAUGGCUUGCAGUUGUGUAUUGAUGGGUAUAUCAUUACAACCAAUGCAAUCAUUAGCUACUGAUUCUGAAUGAAGACUGUGCAUUGAGCUCUAUUUAGGUCAACUUAAUCUUCUUAAUUCUGUUUAUUAUUACUGCUCAACAACAUUUAGUACUAUAUGUCAAAUUCCUGUACAUGCAAAUGUAUUUGGCGAAUAAGGUGAUUCUGAUUCUAAUGAAAGGGCUAUAGUAGAACACAACUAGGAGCAGACACAGAUGUCAAUUUCGACUGUGACCCCCUAUCCUUUCCUGCCUCCUGUGUGUCCAGGUGUGUGGGGAGCUGCGUUACCAGCUCAGCCAGGCUCAGCUGAAGAGAGAGGAGGCCGAGAGGGAGCUCAGAGACUGCAGCUCCAAGACAACACGGCAGCUAGAGAUGACUGAAGAGGUGAGGAGGCCGGCCACGGCAGGGACAAUGGAAAAAAAAUGGCACAAUCUUUUUAUUGACUGUGUCAGAUGUUAUGCCGGAACAUUUUAGAAAAUUGACUAUUCUCAGGUAUUUGUGUAAAACAUUGGCAGCCCCUCUCAAGCAACUCUGAGUCUCAGUAUUUCUGUUCUUAUUUGGGAUUGAUGAUUAAUCCUUAUUUGUCAUGUUGAAAACAUGGGAGUACUAGUCCUUGUUGGAGAACUUAGCAUAUUUGAGGUUGCAUGGUGUUGCCUCUAUUAUAUACAGGCAAAUAUUAUAGUGAAAAAGGGCACGGGUUAUGUAUUACGUAUAACUAACUCUGUCCCUCUCGCUCGCUGGGGGCAGGAAGUGGAGAAGCUGGGUGUGGAGCUGAGCGGCUGCCGGCAGCGUUUGGACAAGGCCCAGAGGGACGCGGAGCGACUGCAGGCGGAGGCUCUGAGCCUGACAGAGCGGCUGGGCCGAGCUGAGCACCAACUGCACCUCACCAGGUAA